Drosophila willistoni is the source of this 4402-nucleotide messenger RNA. RefSeq names its product neuroligin 4-like. Bases 498 to 4301 code for a protein of 1267 amino acids. The record is from RefSeq and is a predicted model, not a curated record. The transcript has 12 exons. Gene Ontology annotation, biological process: chemical synaptic transmission; postsynaptic membrane assembly; presynaptic membrane assembly. Gene Ontology annotation, molecular function: neurexin family protein binding; signaling receptor activity. Gene Ontology annotation, cellular component: cell surface; synapse; postsynaptic membrane. Lineage: Eukaryota; Metazoa; Arthropoda; Insecta; Diptera; Drosophilidae.
CGGUUUCUAUAUAUGUAUAUAUAUAUAAAAAGAGUUGACUGACGCCAGUGUGAGCGUGUGUGAAUCUGUGAAAGCGGAAAAUGGAAGCGAAAAAGGAUACGCGCAUUUAAGGCAGAAGGAUUUUUAUUGCUAUUGCUGACCAAGGAAAAUCAACACAACAAAGCUAAGGAUUAUUAUCAACAGCCAAGGAACACAAAACAACAAAACAAAAAAUAUAUAAAACAAACAACUGCCAGCAGUCAUAAAAACGUUGAACAGGAUCCCGAAACAAGGCCAUUACACACAUACCCACACACACACGCACAAUUAUAUAUAUAACUCCAUAUAUUUCUAUGUAUAUAGUUGAGUGUGUGUGAUUUUCACAAGGAAAAGAUGAUUAAGCAAGGCAGCUGCAAUACAGGCUUUCGAAAUCCCUCCUCAACGGUAUAAAAAUCGAAACUGAAAACAAGGAGUCAACGAAAAGUAAGGGCGAAAAGAAGAAACCGUAACCAUUGACAAUGGUGCCUCUGGUUAUGUGGCGAAUGUUGUUUGCCACAUGCUUGAUGUGCUGGCUCAUUGUGUACACAACGGAGGCCUCCACUUUGGAUAUUUAUAAAAAUGCCCGACUUGGACAUCGGAUUGUACAGACAAGAUAUGGCCGUUUACAUGGACUUAUAUUACCCUUAGAUAAUUUUCGGUUUCUACGCUCAGUAGAGGUAUUUUUGGGAGUGCCGUAUGCCACACCGCCCACAAAACUAAAUCGAUUCAGUCCCACUCGAGCGCCAGCACCUUGGGAUGGUAUUAGAAUAUCGGAUAAAUAUAGUCCUGUAUGUCCACAACGUUUUCCCAAUAUACAAAAUGAAACGGCAGCCCUCGAAAAGAUGCCCAAAGGUCGUUUGGAAUAUUUAAAAAGAUUGCUACCAUUUUUGGAAAAUCAAUCUGAAGAUUGUUUAUAUUUAAAUAUAUUUUCACCCAUCAAUGCCGGAAGUAACGAGAAAAAGCUGCCCGUAAUUGUUUUUAUACACGGCGAAUCGUUCGAAUGGAGCAGUGGUAAUCCAUACGAUGGCAGCGUAUUGGCCAGCUAUGGUGAAGUCGUUGUUGUGACGCUUAAUUACCGCCUCGGCAUAUUGGGUUUCCUCAAUGCGAAUCCCAGCCCCCAUACCCAUGCCCGUGUGGCAAACUAUGGGUUAAUGGAUCAAAUGGCUGCCCUACAUUGGAUCCAACAAAAUAUACAAAAAUUUGGCGGUGAUCCAAAUGCAGUAACCUUGGCUGGACACGGCACUGGAGCGGCGUGUAUCAAUUAUCUAAUGACCUCACCGACAAUGGUGCGUGGUUUAUUUCAUCGUGCCAUACUUAUGUCAGGAUCGGCAUAUUCAUCAUGGGCCUUGGUCGAAGAUCCAGUGCUGUUUGCAAUUAAAUUGGCCAAAGAAGUAAAUUGCACGAUUCCGGAGGAUUUGAAUAGACACCACGAGCAAAUUGUUGACUGUCUGAGAGACGUGCCACUAGAGGAUCUAUAUGCUGCCGAUAUACAAGCACCCAAUUUUCUAACAUCCUUUGGUCCAUCGGUUGAUGGCGUUGUCAUACGACCCGGACAUUCCAAUCUCGAUAUCGAUGAUUUAAUGACGCGCAACUCGAAACGUUCAUCAGCCGAUGGCGGCUCACAGUCAUCCGGCGGCAAUUCAGGAGGAGGCAAUGGCGGUGGCGGCUCAGCAUUCAGUGGCAACGGUGGCGGUGGCUAUUUUGGUGCAGGAGGUGGUGCUGCCACGGCAAAUAUGGCCGGACACUACGAUGUGCUGUUUGGUGUUGUUACAGGCGAAUCGAUUUGGCGCUUCAGCGCUCAUGAUAUACAAAAUGGAUUCGAGGGCGAGCGUCGCGAUAAAAUUAUACGCACUUAUGUCCGGAAUGCCUACAAUUACCACCUCAAUGAGAUCUUCUAUACGAUUGUUAACGAAUACACAGACUGGGAUCGCACUUCCCAGCAUCCAAUCAAUACACGUGAUACGGCAGUCGCUGCCCUCUCCGAUGCCCAAUUUGUGGCCCCAAUUGUACGUACUGGCGAUAUAUUGGCUGCCCAAUCGCCACCACCGAUUAGUUCAACUAAUCCAUCGAGUGGCAGUUCAACAACUGGCGGCAAUGCGGCUGCCUCAACAUUGGCUGGCACAAACACACAACCGUCUGGUCGUUGUUAUUUCUAUGUAUUCGAUUAUCAGACUAAAGAUGGUGAUUAUCCGCAACGUAUGGGCACGGUGCAUGGUGAGGAUUUGCCAUAUAUAUUUGGGGCGCCACUGGUCGAUGGUUUCAGUCAUUUUCCACAAAAUUAUACCAAAUCCGAAACGGCUCUAUCAGAGGCUGUUAUGAUAUUUUGGACAAAUUUCGCACGAACUGGGAACCCGAAUGAGCAUCAUCGUCAGGACUCUGUGUUACCUGUCUCAAAGGAACGUAAUCGUUUUCGCAGCAUCACCUGGGAAAAUUAUGAUCCAUUGCAUCAGAAAUAUUUGGAAAUAGGCAUGAAGCCGCGCAUUAAGAAUCACUUUCGGGCCCAUCAAUUGUCAAUUUGGUUGCGUUUAAUACCGGAACUACAUCGUGCUGGAAUGGAAGAUGUGAUAGCCAGACACAAUCUGUUUCGUAAUCAUGACGAUAUGGACCUAUACGAGGGACCAGUUAAACCAGAUCCAUUUGGCAUUGGAAGCUCUGGCACAGGCACCGGCUCUUCAUCGUCUUCGUCAUCAUCGUCGUCGCGCCUGCUACUCAUCGAUGAGCAAUUGAUGAUGAAGAAGGGGCGCGGUCUAAAUGCCUCAGCUUAUUUAAAUGGCAUAUUGGGUGUGACUACAGUGGAGCCAAACAACAUGUACACCACCUGCAUACCCAUAGGGGGGAAUUACACCAAUGGCGGUGUCUUUGCACCCACAACCCUGGCAAAUGCAUCAUCAGAUACCCUGGCAUCCGGUUUUGAGGCAGCUGGUUAUGCGGCUUAUUCGACAGCAUUAAGCGUGACCAUUGCCAUUGGCUGCAGCCUGCUUAUACUAAAUGUAUUGAUCUUUGCCGGUGUCUAUUAUCAACGUGACAAGACGCGGCUGGAAGUGAAGACCUUACAAAAGCAAUAUCAGCAACGAAGUAUGCAUCAACCUGGUCCAUAUCCACCCGAGCCGAUAAAACACGCCCACUAUCACAUGGGACACUCGCAAAGUACGGCAAAUGUGAUUGUCGAUGUGGAGAGUCAUCAAGAUCAGGCUGGGCAGCAGGCGGCCAUGUUAUUGCAGGCAGCAGCAGCAGCGGCUGCCGCAGCGGCCAAUGAAGUGAAGCCACCGCCGCCUCAUAUAUGCGGAGCGAAUGUGGCUUCAGUUGGUAACAAUGGGGUAAUUGAGGGCUCUAAGGUGACCACAGAUGGUAUGGGAAAUGUCACCUAUAGCACCAGCUCCAAGCAACAACAGCAGCAGCAGCAGCAACAACAACAACGCGAGCAUAUGCAAAUCAAGGGACCAAGUGGUGGGACAACAGCAGGUGGAGGAGGUGUCGGCACGCAAACCUUUGGACGUGGCCCAAACGGUGGUAACGGCGGCGGAGGCGUUAGUGCCAGUGGUGUUUCGUCCUCAAAUUCUGGAGCCUCUGUUGUUGUUUCCGGCAAUACCGUUAGCUACAAUCCUGGCAUGAUGACGUUACCCAAGUCGGGUACACUUCAUCAUGCGGCCACUUUAAAUUAUGCACGAAAUACAGCCGCCUUGAAUCUGGCUGGCGGCGGCACAGCCCUCGUGGAUAGUCGCGGCAAUGUUCUGCUCACCAGCACUCCAGUGGGCGGCUUGAAUGGUGGAGGCGUUGCUGGCUCUAACGGAGGCAACUCUGAUGCUUGCAUGACCCUGCCACGUAAUCUCAGUUUGGCGGGACGACACAAUCCAACGACAGAACUCCAGCAAUAUCAACAACAAUCGAACAAACAUCAAGCAAAUGGCUCAGUUCUUUCGCAUCAUAUACGCGGGCCACGCCCACCACUACGCACUGCCUCAUCGACAACAACAAAUAGCAGCACUAAUUCCGCAAUUGCCAUGGGUGUGAGUGUUGGCGGCGGGGGCCAAAUGCUACUCGAUCAAACUCCAUCGGGUGGCAGCAGCAGCAGUGGAGUUAGCUCAGCGCCCAGUUCAUCAAAGGGUGGACAUCAUUCUCAUACUCAUGCUCAUGGCCAUGCCCACGGUGAGAGUCUAGGCAUGAAUACAGCCAUGGGUAUUGGCCAACAACAACAGCAACAACAGCAGCAGCAGCAGCAACAACAGCAGCAACAUCAGCAGCAGCAAGUGCCACAGGCAGCAAUCGAUGAGAUGCGCGUCUGAUAGGUAUCGGUCUUUGAGUUGGACUUAUAGUCAUCAACGGGCUCCAUAGAAACGCUACGAGCGGAAACGCCCGAUGAGUUCUAUGCGUUAAAAUCUCGCCC